Messenger RNA from Folsomia candida, 4009 nucleotides. RefSeq names its product glutamate-gated chloride channel (gene GluClalpha). Gene Ontology annotation, molecular function: extracellular ligand-gated monoatomic ion channel activity; neurotransmitter receptor activity; chloride channel activity. The record is from RefSeq and is a predicted model, not a curated record. NCBI's taxonomy places the organism in Eukaryota, Metazoa, Arthropoda, Collembola, Entomobryomorpha, Isotomidae. The coding region runs from base 338 to 1783 and encodes 481 amino acids. Gene Ontology annotation, cellular component: membrane; synapse; neuron projection. The transcript is spliced from 10 exons. Gene Ontology annotation, biological process: chloride transmembrane transport; regulation of membrane potential; signal transduction.
UCCUACUCACUCACUCACUUUCUCUCUCGCUCUCUCUCUCUGCUAUAAACAAAGACGUCUCGCAUACUUUCACCAGCAAAGAGGAUAAUACAUUCACGUUGAAAGCAACGCUUUCUCUCGCUCUCUACCCGACGACUCGCUGCUGCUCAGUCUCGUCUCGUCUCAAGUUACUCGGUUUAAAAAGGUGCUUCGCCAUUCUUGUGGGGAGGAUUUUUACCUUAGAAUUUCCCAGUUUUUUAACGAAGGAUACAACUACUUGGAGAAAAUUAUAAGAAGAAGGAGGAGAAGGAUUAAGAUUUGUGUCCUGCUUGGUGGGAGGAGGUCGUGAAGGAAUGUGAUGUGGUUCUGCCCAGAAGAACGUGCACUCAUGCUGCCCACCGCGUCGCUCAGAAGACUCUACUUUGUCAUCCUCAUCCUCGUCUUGCAGGCCGUCAUCCUUCCCCAAUAUGCCUUUGGGGCGGACACGGCGAAGGACAAUCCACGCCAGAGAGAGAAGCUGAUUCUCGACCACAUUUUGAGUGGGACGUACGACAACAAGAUUCGACCUUCCGGUGCCAACGGGACAGGCCCCACGAUCGUUAGUGUCAACUUGUAUGUGAGAAGCAUAGCGACAAUUGAUGACGUUAAAAUGGAGUACAGCGUCCAGCUAACUUUCAGAGAACAAUGGCUCGAUGACAGGUUGCGGUUCGACCAUCCAAAUAGUAAGCUGAACGCCACGAAUUUACGGUAUCUCACGUUAACGGACUCUGCACGAGUGUGGAUGCCGGAUUUGUUCUUUUCAAAUGAGAAGCAAGGUCAUUUGCAUAACAUUAUCAUGCCAAACGUCUACAUCCGGAUAUUUCCUAAUGGCGAAGUCCUCUACAGUAUUCGAAUCUCGCUCACACUUUCCUGCCCCAUGAUUCUGAAGCUCUACCCGCUCGACAAGCAGACGUGUUCCCUCCGCAUGGCUAGCUAUGGGUGGACGACUGAGGAUUUAAUAUUCAAGUGGAAACCACUGGACCCCGUCCAAGUCACGUCGGACUUACAUCUGCCUCGCUUUGCGUUGGAGGAAUUCACCACCGACUACUGCGACUCCAUGACCAACACGGGAACCUACAGCUGCCUCCGAGUUGACCUCCUCUUCAAGCGAGAGUUUUCCUACUAUUUGAUCCAGAUUUACAUCCCGUGUUGCAUGUUGGUGAUCGUGUCGUGGGUGAGCUUCUGGUUGGACCAGAGCGCCGUCCCGGCCAGAGUCUCCCUCGGCGUUACCACACUUCUCACCAUGGCCACACAGACGUCCGGUAUUAACCAGACCCUCCCACCCGUCUCCUAUACGAAGGCGUUGGACGUGUGGACAGGUGUAUGUCUCACCUUCGUAUUCGGCGCCUUGCUAGAAUUCGCCCUCGUCAACUACGCCUCUCGCUCUGACCAACACCGCGAAAAUGUAAAAAAGCAACGCCGCCAGUGGGAGUUGGAGCAGGCCGCGGCCCUCGAGGCGGCCGCCGCCGUCGCGGCCGCCGACCACAUGGAAGACGGGACCGCCGUCUUUGGCAUGAAACCCAUCGUGCGCCACCCGCGCGAAGCUUUAGCGUUGGAUAAAGCCCGCCAAUGUGAGAUUCAUAUGGCCAUGGCGCCAAAAAGGGAGGGUUGUGCACGCACGUGGCUUUCUAAAUUCCCCUCAAGGUCGAAAAGGAUCGAUGUCGUGUCCAGAAUUACGUUUCCGCUCAUCUUCGCCCUCUUCAAUUUAGCCUACUGGUGCGCCUACUUGCUACGAAAGGACGACUCUGAGACUCACAAGGACUAAAGGACAUUUUUAUUAUAAAUUUAACCCCCUAUUCCUCCCCCCAGAAAGUGGGUCGAAAAAAUAUACAAAGUAAAUUUUAAGCAUGCAGGACUCCAUAAUUAAUCACUCAAAUCGUUAACAUUCACACAUUUUUAAUCAUUUCUCUAGUUUGAGAAUUUAUUAUAAAAUUUUGGAUGACAAAUUUGUAGUAAGUUGAUUAAUAAAAUGGGAGUGAGUUUUUUUAAGUUAAUUUCGAUAAGUUACAAUUUUUCGGAAGGAUUCUUAAGCUUGAAAUCUCCUCCAAAACCUGCCAAAAUCCAGAGUGUAUGUACAUGUUUUCUUUUAAUGGGCAACUAUGUACACUACUACGUAAUUCGUCUUCCAGAGUUUUUAAAUUAAUUCCCAUAGAAAUGAUUAAAAAUGUGCUGAUUUUGACAAUGAGUCCUCCGUUUCCCACACUCUCGCUCUCUUUUCCGGAGAAAGUUUGUCAUUUCAGGUAGACAAGGACUUUUACUACUAAAUAAAAAUACUCAAUAAGUCAGAAUGGGGGAUACAUACUCAGUACAUUCCAUGCGUAGGGAGGGUCACGUGGUCACCAUGUCGCGUAACCACAACAACGAGAUUUUUCUAUAAUAAAGUGCGUAACUAUGUAUAUGAAAAAAAGCUCUCCUUAUUGACUAAACUAUAGGUGCCAGAAAAAAAACAUAAUUGUGUUUGUCCUUUACUAUCCCAAAAUUUGUCUUAUAUGCCGAAUAAAUUUUUGAAUAAUAUAGGUUCCCAGUAAAAAUUCGAAAAUCUUGUUUUGUCCCAAACUCCACAAUUUUAUAACGUGAUUGGUGUGAUUGAUAAGUAUUCGUGGUGCAAAAUGUGGUCACGGUGCUCGCAACUAACUAAAUAUUUCCAUUUUGUAUCGCUUUAAAAUUGUGAGAUGUAUGUAUGAAAUUUGUAUCCAGAUAGCACCGUUUUUCGUAAUUUGGGUGGUACACAAUUAUGUCACGCCAAAAUUGAAUCUGCAUUUUUGUACGAGGUAGAACCACUCAAAAUCAAGUGUCACCACCCGAUCUUCGUUCGCGUUAAGAUUAAUUUGUACUAAAUAAAUUGAAUACUAAGGAGAUUCGACACCGUACAAAUACUGGAAUUACAUUACGCUAAGUAUUAACCACUUCUCCCUGUGAUCUACGUAAUUAGGGUGUAAAAAUAAAUAUGUAUGUAUGUAGUCGAUUGAAUGUAUUUACCAGUAACACAAUUUGGACUAGAUGACGCAUCACAAAAAUAGUUAAAAUCACCACAUUUUUAAUCAUUUCUCAGCUCUGUAAAUUUAUUAUAAAAUUCUGAACAAUUUGCAGCCCGUAAUUUGCUUAAUAGAAAAACGACGAGUUUUUCGAGCCCGCUUCGAUGAUCCAGAAUUUUUCUGAAGGCUUCUCGAACUUGAGAUGUCUUUAAAAAAGUGUCAAAAUCUGGAGCGGAUAAUUUUUAAAGAAUUUGAAACUAACUGCUGUACAAAUUUGCCUUUCAGAAGUACAAAAUAAAUUCCCAGACGCGAGAAAUGAUUAAAAUGUAAUGAUUUUGACUCUUUUGGCCAUGAGCUGUCUAGUCCUAUGUUAAUAACGUGGAAAAAAGUUCGUCACGUAUUUAUUUAGCUGGCCAAAUCCGCCAUUAUUUUCCCCAUAAUUAUAUAAUUAAUAAAUUGUAGACGUAAUUUUUUAUAAAAAUCUUUUCAUCUAAUCCCCUCUGAGAAAUAUUAAAUCAAAAUAAGUACAUAAUUUGUAAUUGGUCUCUCUCUCUCUCUACAUUAAAUAAAAUGAGAAAUCCAAAAAUUAAGAAAUGCAUCCAAUUUUGUUGAAGAGUAGAGAAGCAUAUGUAUGUAUGUAAAAAUCUCAAAAAAUAAUACUCACUUUACUCUAAAUAAUUAAUUAACGGAGAGUAACGGUGCCCUGCCCUAUCCUUGGUAACCUGCGCCAUAGUUAAAUAAUAACAUUGGCGCAAAUUAGCAAAGAUUCAAGAAUAAGCCUAACCUUAACGGUUUCUUUGAAGAUGACGAAUUAAUACAACUGUUUCUCACUUUCUUCAUAAGUAAAACUCAAAGCCAUUGCUCGUAAAGCUUAAUUUAGGAAAAAUAUCUGUACGCAUUGUGUGCCCCGUAUGAAUAUUAUAAGUUCAUCCCAACCAUGUACUAAUUAUGACAGCAUUGAAUUAUUAUAAAUUAUUAUGAGAUACAAUAAACAAAUAGUUACAGAGAGACGAAUA